GGUUUAUUCUUUUAUGAUGAGACGAUCAUCAUCAUGUGUGCUUUCCUCGGCAAAAAAAGCGCAACCAUCAGAGAAGAGCAAAAGAAAUGAUCAUGUUUAUUUCAUCACACCUGGGCUUUGUUCCUGAUCUGGCUCCACUUGCAAAAACGCAAUAAUCAUGAAGGCAAUGCGAGCGCACCUAUUUGGUGUUUUCCGAAACUGAACGACUUAGUUUGCGCACUUAUUUUCUCCAAUUUUCUUUUGCUUUGCCUUUGCCUCACCUUAGUUUACGUAACUACUCCCAGCUUCUCGCAAACAAGAUGCCGGCCCACUCCGUUCUGCUGGCUACGGAAAAGCCUUUCGCCGGCCCGGCGGUGGCCCAGAUCGACGAUGUGCUGAAGCAUGCGGGUUACACGCUGGAAAAGUUGGAAAACUACAAGGAUGUGGGAGAGCUCAAAACCGCAUUGGCAAAGUCCGAAGCUGCGAUCGUGAGGUCCGACAAAAUGACGGCCGAAAUUAUGGACGCCUGCAAGGAUUCGCUGAAGCUCAUCGUCCGGGCGGGAGCCGGGGUCGACACGAUUGACCUAAAUGCGGCGACCGAAAGAGGUAAAUAGAGGCGAAAAGAAGUAGUGCUUGCUAAUGCCAUGUGCUGUGGCAAAAGGACCAGCGACUUCGGCACGGUUUCUUUCAAUUAUUGCAACAGAGCUGGUCCAUCACGAGCGCGCUGCUGAUAAAUUUUUAGCUGCACCAGACAGAGGUACGAAAAAUGUUUCAAGGUAUGGUCGUUAUGAAUACACCGGGGCAGAACUCGAAUGCGGUGGCUGAGCUUGCCUUUGGCAUGAUGAUCACACAAAUCAGAAACCACUACGACGGAAGCUCUGGCUACGAGUUGAAGGUAAGAAGGAGGGGCGAAGGGUGUUUUUUGUUUAAAGGCAUUAAGAUCAUCUUCAGGGUGCAUGCUAUUUUUUAUGUGGAGUCCUCGCUGCUGUUGCCUUGGCUGCUGAUUAGUACCGUGCUGCGCCAGCUUUUGAUAAAGAGAAAACUCUCCAAUUUAUUCAGGGCAAGACGCUGGCCCUGCACGGGUUCGGGCAGGUAGCGAGGAACAUGUUCCGAUUGGCGAAGGGCUUCGAAUAUCCUGUGUAAAAACGUCCCCACACCAGAGUCAACAUGGGAAAUCUGCUAAACAAAUCCCACAGCUUUGAUUGCUGCGCAUGACAAAUUUGGACGCGUAGUGUAGUGCUGUUUGAGCUAGUUCAGCAGCAUUACAGGUCUAGUAGCUCAUGCUGAUUGGAGCAUGACAAAUUUCAAAACCGCAUUAGAAAAUGCUUCUCGUGGGGCUCCGCAUGAGAAACAUUUUAAGCAUGCAGAGUUGCAUGACAACUAUGGUGUGGGGACGUUUUUACACAGGAUAUCGAAAUGAAAGUGCUGGCAUACGACCCUUUUUUGAAGAAGGAAGACAUUGAAAGUGCCGGCGCAGUGCCAGUGGGGUCGGUAUCGGACUUUUGGUCACAAGAAACGCAAGAUUGUCUGUGUUUUUCCUUGCGCAAUAAAUCUUCUUGUUCUUUGUAUCAGGAUCAGACGCAGAAAAAAUGGUCGCGCGCCGCGCACGACAGCAAAUAGGGACCUGCUAAAAAGUACAGCCGGGUCAUAAUUAUCAUAUCAGGUAGCAGAACUUUUCGACGCGAACUUUGUUUCCCUCCACAUUCCCUGCACUCCGGAAACGAAGGAAUCGAUUGGAAAGGAUUUCCUGCUAAAAAUGCCAAAGAACGGGGUUUUGGUCAAUACCGCUCGAGCCGAGGUUGUCCACGAAGCAGGACUGCUGGAGGCGUUCGCGGAACGUACUUGAAACCUAGCAAUUCAUUGUGUUUACUUUGCACUUUUCUUCAUCGCUGUACGCGCUUACACUUAGCAGAGUGGCAGCUGGUGAUGCAGAAAAGUAUGAAAUAGGUUUUCUUUUGCAGCAGAUUCGAAUCAAUAUUGUGUCUGAUUGUUUCCUCUAUCAGGUGCUGAUCUUUCCUACAUCUCUGACGUCGCCCCAACCUUUGACAUGGAACAACUCAACGCUAGCAAGAAGAGGUGUUUUGUCACCAAAAAGAAGAUGGGAGCGCAGACGUCGGAGGCAAACAACAACGCCGGCAUCGCUGCGGCUAAGCAAAUCGUGGACUUCUUUGAAAAAGGCGACGUGCGCUUUCAGGUCAACAAGCCGGGGCAAACAUUUUGAUUUGAUGGUUCUGCAGAGACGGACGUAAUUUUUAUCGGGAACAAGGCGAUUCUCGAAAGGAUUCGACACAAGAGCGUGCUACGGUGUCAGGACAUCAACAAAAGACGACAAUCGACUGAAGUCUAGACGAGGAAGUACGGUAUGCUACAUCAUCGCAGUUUUUCAUGGAUGCGGACUUAGUUUUGACCUAGAAUUUGAAAUCACUGUUGGUGUCAUCUGCCCGAGCAGCAAGCACCAGACAUACAACCCGUUCUGAGUGAUAUGUCUCCGGUCACGUCGUGUUCUGAAUAAUUCGAUUACGAUUGACUAUCUCCAUCCGAGAGUCGUCUUUGCCUUGGAUGUCAUCAAAACAUUUAGAGCGUGUACAUCGCAGCCGCAGG
Molecule: messenger RNA, 2580 nt
Organism: Amoebophrya sp. A120
Lineage: Eukaryota; Dinophyceae; Syndiniales; Amoebophryaceae
Source: the annotation of a GenBank genome assembly